AUGGACAAAGACUACGAUAAAUACCCACAAAGCUCUCCUCCUAGCUACCUAUCAAACAAAUGCAAGGAUGUUAAGAAGGAGCAACCAUCUACAGUAACAAAUGCAUCAAAAAAUCCACCACCAUCUAAUACACCUUUUCCUUCAAAGGUCAGCACAAAAUUUUCGGACUUGCUUGCAUUCAGUGGGCCAGCCCCGGAGAGAAUCAACGGCAGGCUUGCAAUGGUGGGGUUCGUUUCAGCCCUCGCAGUGGAGCUAUUCAAGGGACAGGAUGUGUUUGCCCAGAUAUCCGACGGUGGAGUCUUUUUGUUCGUUGGCACUAGUAUUUUGCUGUCAGUGGCAUCUUUGAUUCCUUUCUUUAAAGGCGUGAGCGUGGAGUCCAAAUCAGAUGGGAUAAUGACGUCAGAUGCUGAGUUGUUGAAUGGAAGGUUGGCCAUGUUAGGUCUGGUAGCGUUGGCCUUCACCGAAUAUGUGACGGGAGGGACUCUAGUUUAG
Molecule: messenger RNA, 492 nt
Organism: Prunus avium (sweet cherry)
Lineage: Eukaryota; Viridiplantae; Streptophyta; Magnoliopsida; Rosales; Rosaceae
Source: RefSeq, a predicted model, not a curated record